CGCCGAGUGGCGGCAGUCGGUCGAGAGCGCGCAGCCGUGGCGUGCGUUGCGCAUCGAACGUUGUAUUCCAUAUUCAAAAACUGCGCCAAUUUGAAAGUUUGACAAAAAAAGUUUUUAAUUGUGCAUAAUCUGUUCAGUGACCACGUGACAUUUUAUAGGAUUGGAAAAAGGAAUUUUUGCUAAUAUUUCAUCGUGUAUUGAUGUCUUACAAUCGUUUGCUUUAGCUCCGUGGAUAUAAAAGGGCCGGCACGAUGUUGCAGCAGAUCCUGCGCGACAUGUGGGUGGACCCCGAGAUCCUGGCCGAGCUGGACGAGACGCAGAAGCAGACGCUCUUCUGCAAGAUGAGGGAGGAACAGGUCCGUCGCUGGCAGCUCUGGGACGAGAAGGUCGGCAAAGAAGAUGAGAGGCCUAAAUUCCAGAAGAAUGGCAAGAAGCAGGUGCAAUUCCUCACAGGAGAGGACGGAGAACCAUGGGUAUGGGUAAUGGGAGAGCACCCCGACGACAAGUCAAUAGAGACGAUCCUGGCGGAGGAGGCUCGAGAGAAGGCGAUCGCGCAGGCGCGGCAGGAGGUACAGCAACUCAGAAAGUCAGUUGAGAAGGAGCUUACGCAACUCAUUGAAUACAAGCCGCUCGAUGAUUUAGAACAGAAAUUCGAUCUAUCCCCGAAAACGAUAGACCCUUUAGAAGACACGUUGGAGAUUUACUGCACAGUUGACGAGCUGCGACAGAGGAUUGAGGCUCUGGAGCCUGACGUGAAGCUGGAGUCGGAUGACCUGGACAAACCUGACUUCAAUGAGACCUUGAAACUAGAUCUCAAUAAGAAUACGCUUCACUUUAAUUUUAUCGAGGGCAAGAGAGAUGUACUGCAGGACAUGGGUGUGGGAGCUGGUGGCGAUGGCGUCAGUGUGCUGGUGGCAGCCUGGGAGAGGCGCGUGGCCGCCGCCCGCGCGGGGGACAUCCUGCGGGGGAUCAGGGCCAAGCGAGCCAGGGCCAUGAGGCUGGCUCACCAUGCCGCCCAGACACAUGACGCAGCCUGGCGCGACCAGGAGCGUAAAGCUAAAGAAGCAGAAGCAAGUAUGAGAGAGAUAGCGCGAGCGGCGAGGGAAGCACACCGGCGGAGCGCUCACCUUGCAGCGCCGCCAGACACAACACAAGCGGGAAAACCGCCGAACAGAGAAGCAGUAGUGGAGUGGUUCCAAACACACGAACUCAAGCGAGGCGUUGGACUUGACGAGAACAAUAAACCAGUUGAUUGGUUCCACGGUUUGAUCAGUCGGUCGGAAGCAGAGGCGGCGCUGUCAGGUUGCCCCGCGGGGAGCUUCCUCGUGCGUGUGUCGGAGCGCGUGUGGGGCUACGCCGUCACGUACCGCGACAGCGCGCGCUGCAAGCACUACCUCGUCGAGGCAGCGCGCGCCUACAGGCUGCUGCCCACCGGGCAACUGGCGCAUGAUACGCUCGCUGAUCUCAUAAACUACCACAAGACGGUCCCGAUCACUGAGAGCGGUGGCGAGCUACUAAUCACCGCGUGUCCGCCGCAACAGACGCCCGACAUUUUGAACGCGCCGCCAUCUUGAGUACACGCGCCCGUGUGACGUCACGCCUUGAACAGACACAGACAUGAACCUCUUUUAUAAAUUUUCGACUUUACCACAAUAGUGAUAGAGUUGAAAAUGUGUGUCAGUUUAAGUUUAGGUUGACUUGCUUUUGAACUUGAGCUGAUAAGCUUUUAAUACUCCACUGUUGCCGUUGUCUUUUAAAAGUGGCCUUGUAUCUACUUAAAUGUAAAAAUUGCCUUUAUAAUGGAACGAGUGCCUUGUAUAAGGAUUAAAGAGAUAAUGUUGAAUGUAAAUAUUAUUUGUAAAUAUAUUGAGUUAUACAACUAUACCUACUUUAUAUCUUACCUACAAGGACAGUUUGUUCAAGUGGAAAGUGCCUCCAUUACGGCAACAGUGUCAAGACUAUUAAAUCGAAUACCUUAUAUUUUAU
This is a messenger RNA of Spodoptera exigua (beet armyworm), 1986 nucleotides long. The record is from the annotation of a GenBank genome assembly. NCBI's taxonomy places the organism in Eukaryota, Metazoa, Arthropoda, Insecta, Lepidoptera, Noctuidae.